Hemiscyllium ocellatum (epaulette shark) is the source of this 1955-nucleotide messenger RNA. It is a transcript of the gene fbxo5, whose product is annotated as F-box protein 5. Gene Ontology annotation, cellular component: nucleus. Gene Ontology annotation, biological process: negative regulation of meiotic nuclear division; regulation of mitotic nuclear division. Bases 375 to 1694 code for a protein of 439 amino acids. The record is from RefSeq and is a predicted model, not a curated record. Gene Ontology annotation, molecular function: protein binding. The transcript is spliced from 5 exons. NCBI's taxonomy places the organism in Eukaryota, Metazoa, Chordata, Chondrichthyes, Orectolobiformes, Hemiscylliidae.
GAGGAGAGAGAGAGGGCAAUUUAAAUAGGAACAGGUAGAGACCGAGAGAGGGGAAUCCUAAGAGGAGCAGAAAGAAAAGGGAUCCAGGAACAGAGGGAGGGGAAUUACAAUCCAGGAACAGGGAGUGGGAUUGAAAAAAAGAGAGAAUCCAGCCCCAGGAACAGAGACAGAGGGAGAUCCAGCCCAGAGAGAGUGAGAGAAAGCGGAUUCGACACUGGGGCAGAUAGAGCGCGGGGAGAGGCAGUAGAUCCAGCCCCAGGGACCGAGGAACACACUGAGAGAGAGAGACAGAGCGGGAUCCGGGCCGCGGAGACCUUGUGGUUUCAGUAUUGCGAGAAGCAGCUGGAGAGACUACAGUUCUCAAUACCUUCGACAUGAAGUAUACUAGUCGUGUCAGUCACUGGAGCAAUUGUCUGAGUUGUACAGUGAGCAGUGCCUGUUCCAACGACAACGAUAAUAUGAAGGCGCGCUCUUGGAAGACAGGCAGCUUACAGCGUGACUCCAACUGUCCACAGCACUGCCCAAACACAGGGUCUCCAGACUCCAGCAUCGAUGCCAGAAUCUCAUCCUCUGCUGUGGACAAAUUGACUGUGGCGGUGCCUUCUGAACCUCAGCCGAAACUGGUGGUCUGCUCUUAUGUCACUUCUGAAUCUAACCUCAACUUGUCACCGGACAGCGGUCUCUUGUCUCCAGACAGUGGUUACCUGUCUCAGCUGAAUCAGUCUUCUCUUUCAGUUGAGGAAGAAGGAAAUCUUGUCCAGGAUGGCGAUCACCGAAUUGGGGGCUCUUCUGAAGACCUAGCACAUGAGGGAGAGCAGCUUUCAGGGAAGAAGGUGGAAGAUCCCGCCACCGCUUCGCCUACGCAAAAUCGGACAGGGGAUCCUGGACUUGAGGCCAAGCCAAGUGAGAAGAACCUCGCACUGACCAAAUGGCAGCGGCUGCCAGCCCUUCAGGUUGGGUGGGCAGUCUGCCAGAGUAUGGGCCGUGUAAAGGGCAAGCUCAGAGUGGACAAGUCCCUGCUCAAGGAGACGUUACGGGGGCAAGUCUUCACUGUAGACAACCUUAUCGGCAGGAAGAUGGGGCUAGAGUACGUGGACAUCUGGAAAGAAUUGUUGGAUCGAGGAUUCCCCAACCUUCUGAAAAUAAUCCUGAGGUUCCUGACUCUCCCUAACCUCCUGAACUGUGUCAAAGUGAGCAAGACCUGGAAGAGGAUCGUCUAUGACGAUAAAAGAGCAAGCCAGCUCUUGAGGAAUGCUUUGCAUUUACAAAGAUUGUCUGGUGCUGACUCUCUGGGUGACACAGCUGUCCGCAGGAAUGUGGUUUCCCGAGGGGUUUUGUCUUCCGUGCAGCGUGUGGGUGUGAGUUCCCCUCAGAAAUGCUUGACUCAGCCUUCCAGCCCAGUGAAACUAAAUCGUGUUUCCCAAAGAAGCAUUCGACAUCAACAGGUUGUGAAGACACUCAAGCAGGAUGAGACCCUCAAGACUUGCCCCUUGUGUGCCUCACCGGCCAUAUUUACACCUUGCGAGGAGAGGGCGAUCUGCAGCAACGCUAACUGCUCCUACGAUUACUGCUCACUGUGUUUCGACACCUUUCAUGGGUCAAAAGAAUGUGCUCGCCGCCACUACAGAAACCAUUCCAAAUCACAGCCACAAGCAGGGAGCAAAAAGAGCAAACGGAACUUAAAACGAUUGUGACCGAGGAGUGCGAGAGCGUCUGUGUGUGUGCUGGAUUUAUUUUUGUUCAUUAGUAGAAAAUGAAUUUCAGAAAAGAAAAUGUAUUUUAAGAAAGUUUUAUGGAAAAUAUUGAACUGCAGUUUUAUUUAUAAAUCCAGAAAAUCUACUUAAAAGAAAACGUUUUAAAAAUUAAUAUAUGAAAUACCAAGAGAUGUCAUCACUGCAGAAUGAACACGACACACAAAUAUUUUAAUAGUGUAACAUUUCCAGUUAAAUUGAAGA